CUAGGCUUCAGAUACAGCACUGUCAGCUAUCUACUGAGAUGACCGAGAAGUUGUGGUCCUGCCUCAGAUUCUUCACGUCACUAAAACAGCUCAGCAUCGCAGACUCCUCUCUCAGUUUCCCUCCGUCUCCUCCAGAGCUUCCAUCCGUUACGAAGCUAUCCGCCGAGAGAGUAACGCCGCAAAGCUACGAAGCAGUGCUCUCAUCGGUACCAGGUGUGAGAGAGAUCGAAAUCUCUAUCGAUAAUGCAGAGACGAACAACUCUUUUCAGAUCACCACCGCAUCCAGGCCAAAUGGUCAGAGCGGGCUUAGGGAUAAACAGAUCUUCGUUCAUAUCAAACUACACGCCUGGCAAGGACUCACCACCGACAGGAAGAUUGAUUCAGGAGAGUCAAUUGGAGGGCUUAGUCUUCUAUUUGAGGACCAAACCAAAAAACAGCAGCGGCUGCAUGUGUCCGGGGUGAAGGGCAGAGACGAAGAAGCCUUGGUUGACAUGUUUGUCAAGACUAAACAACUAACGUACUUGAAUUCGGAGAGUGGAGGUGGUUCUCUAAACAAAAAUUACUCCAUCCAGAUUCUUCACGUCACUAAAACAGCUGAGCAUCGCAGACUCCUCUAUCAGUUUCCCUCCAUCUCCUCCAGAGCUUCCAUUCGUCAAGAAGCUAUUAGCCGAGAGAGUAACGCCGCAAAGCUACGAAGCAGUGCUCUCAUCGGUACCAGGUGUGAGAGAGAUCGAAAUCUCUAUCGAUAA
Strongylocentrotus purpuratus (purple sea urchin) is the source of this 749-nucleotide messenger RNA. RefSeq lists its product as uncharacterized. The coding region runs from base 39 to 749 and encodes 236 amino acids. The record is from RefSeq and is a predicted model, not a curated record. NCBI's taxonomy places the organism in Eukaryota, Metazoa, Echinodermata, Echinoidea, Camarodonta, Strongylocentrotidae. The transcript is spliced from 3 exons.